Molecule: messenger RNA, 3676 nt
Organism: Solanum stenotomum
Lineage: Eukaryota; Viridiplantae; Streptophyta; Magnoliopsida; Solanales; Solanaceae
Product: protein PLASTID MOVEMENT IMPAIRED 1-RELATED 2
Exons: 3
Coding region: 192-3515 (1107 amino acids)
Source: RefSeq, a predicted model, not a curated record
ACAAUACAUCAAAUUAGGAAAGUGACUGGAAGUCAUCUUCCUCGGUGCUUUGCUCAAACAUUGUUGGUGGCUUGUCAAUUUGCUCUCAUGGUUGCACUACGUUUCCUCAUGUAACAGCUUGCUGCUCCACCAUUAAUGAAGCUUAUCAACUCAACUCGGCUGUGAUAGAUCGAUUCACAGUGAAUAAGAAGAUGUCUUGGAAAAGCAAUAGUGGGGAUCUGAAUGGUGGGCGAUUGUUGCGUGACAUUGAAGAAAUUAGUAAAGCUCUUUAUGUACAUAAAACCCCUCAGAAGGCUUUAACUUUUCAAGCAGAUAAUGGGCAUGAUUCCGUUGGUGAUACCCAUGUCUCCAAAUCCAGUUCCAAUAUUGCUGAUGACAUGCUGCAUAAUAAGAAGAAAUCAUCAAUAUGGAGUUGGAAGCCAUUAAAGGUUCUAACUCAUAUCCUCCAUCGACGGUUCAGUUGUUGUUUCUUUCUUCAUGUUCAUUCCAUAAAAGGAUUGCCCGUCAAUUUCAAGGACCUUUCUUUGUGUGUAAAUUGGAAACGCAAGGGUGAAGUGAUGAGUACUCGCCCUGCUCAGAUUUGUCAGGGAACAGCUGAGUUUGAAGAGACUUUGAUGCAUUCCAGUUCUGUAUAUGGAAGUAGGACCGGACACCAGCAUUCAGCAAAGUAUGAGCCCAAAUAUUUCCUGCUUUAUGUUUCUGUGAUUGGGGCUCCAGCCCUUGAUAUUGGCAAACAUUGUGUUGAUCUUACGAGGUUGCUUCCAAUUACCAUGGAGGAGUUAGAGGAGGGAAGAAGGAAUUCAGGGAAAUGGACCACGAGCUUCAAGCUUUCAGGAAAGGCUAAAGGUGCAAUUUUGAAUGUUAGUUUCGGGUUCACUGUAUCAGGGAGUAACUCGAUUGAACCUAGCCCAUUCGUGCGAGGCAUCAAACCUGCUGCAAUAGAUCAUUUGUCAGAACGUGAUGGGGCUAGUGCUAAUAGAAGUCUUCGGCGGGUUGGAAGCGUCCCCCGUGAGCCUGCUGGUAUGGCUCAUUCUUCAUCUAGGUCCCAAGAUGCAAGAAGUUUUGAUGAAGUUUUAUCAAACCAAAAAUCAGAACUUUCUCUCUCUAUUAGCUUUCUGUAUAAAAAACUUGAGGACGGAAAAUUGGGUAAAUUGGAUGAUAUGGAUUUCUUUUUUGAAUACUUAGCGCCCUUAAAACCUAACUCUGGCGCUUUGUCACAGUUUUCUGCUGAAAAUACCAUAGAUGAUCAACAUAUUGAGUUUUCUGUCAGUGAGCUGGGCAUAGAAUCUUCUACGAAAGAGCAGGUGAGACCAGAAGUAUGUUCUUAUGAAAAUUGUGAUGAUACUCAAAUAGAAACUGCUGAUGUUGCAUACAUUUUGGAGGAAAGAAGUAAUGAGAAAAGUGAAUACAAGCAAAAGUGUGAAAGCAAUGAUGUCUACGAAGGAGAAUAUACAAUGAAAAGCAGCAAUUAUGAGGAGAGUGAUGUAUGCAAGGAUGAAAUGUUUGAAGAGCUCGAGUCGGUUUUCCUUGACCUGUUGACUGCUGAGUCUGCAGAGUUGGAUUCACCAGUAGAAAUGUAUGAUUCCAUUGACCAAGAAAACUACAUGAAUCUGAAGUCCAGCUAUAAAUCCAGUAGGCGGGUGAAAUCACUUAGCCUAGAUGAUGUGACAGAGUCUGUGGCAAAUGAUUUUCUGGAAAUGUUGAACAUUGAGCAGACCUCAGUUGACUUGAGUUCGGAUAGCUGUCUGGUUUCGCCAAGAGAAUGCCUUGUGAGACAGUUUGAGAAGGAAACCCUUUCUUCUGGAAACUCAAGUUUUGAUUUUGAUGCAACAGACAAUCAAGUGGAAUUCGGUGGCAUUGCUUCAAGUGUUCAUGGAAAAGUUGCAUGUUCUGAUGACUUUGAUCUGUCAUCAGUUAUUAAGGAUUUUGAGAAGGAGCAUAAGAGAGGUACCCAGUCAUUGAGGAGUAAAAGGAAUGCAAAAAUGAUAGAGAACUUGGAAACUGAGGCUUUAAUGCAAGAUUGGGGUUUGAAUGAGAAAGCAUUCCAGAAUUCACCACGCAUCAGCUUUGGUGGGUUUGGAAGUCCAAUCUAUCUUUCCCCUGAAAGACCAUUAAAAUUUCCUCCUAUUGGAGAGGGCCUAGGUUCUAAAAUGUGCACGCGUAAUGGGGGCUUCUUAUGUUCAAUGAGUCCUCAACUUUUUCGGAAUGCAAGGAAUGGUGCAAGAUUGAUCAUGCAAUUUGCUAGUCCAGUGGUGCUCCCUGCUACUAUGGGUACUUGUAGCGUUAUGGAAAUACUCAGCGGCUGGGCAUCUGGUGGAAUUUCCAAAAUGUCUGCUCAGGCAGAUAAGCUGAUGCCUUUAGAAGAUAUCACUGGGAGGAAUAUACAAGAAAUAGCCUGGGAAGCCAGAUCCAGACUUGAACGAGAUGAGAGGUUCACUUUUUGGCAUGGGUUGUUAGGUAUGAAGAAGGGCAGUGAAGAUCUGCUGUUUCAUCAGAGUUCUGGUCAUCUCAAUUCAACCUCAACAAUUGAUAAUGUAGAUUUAGGUUUUGUGUUUAUGGAGGAUCUAGCUCCUUUGGCAAUGGAUAAGAUAGAAUCUCUUACAAUAGAGGGGUUGAGAAUCCAGUCAAACUUGUCAGAUAAUGAAGCACCUUCAAGCAUUAGGCCUCAAUUUAGUGAAGUUCUUAGUUCUUAUACAGCUGGUGCAUCAAAACAUUGGUGUGGCAAAGAAAGUGAUGAUGAUGAGGGUGCUUUAGUGGAGCUGUCUGUUUCACUAGAUGAAUGGUUGAGGCUGGAUGCUGGAGAUUUCAGUAAUAAUCCUGAUGAGACCAAGGAAAGAAUUACCAAAAUCUUAGCAGCCCAUUGUGCUAAGUCUGUUGAUUUAGAUAGCUCAGGAUUGGAAACAGGUGAAGAAAGGCCGGAACUGUGUAACAACUUGACGUUAGCUCUGAGGGUUCAACUCAGAGAUCCUCUGCGUGACUAUGAGAUGGUUGGCAUCUCCAUGCUCAUUCUGAUUCAAUUAGAUAGGUCCUAUGCUCCUGUUGAACAAAACACAUGCGGCAGAGCAUCAGAAAGAAAUUCAAGCAGUGAAAAUGAUCCGAAGGAGCAAUCCAUUCAGGAAGAAAUUAUUGCUGGAGAAAGUGAGGGUGGAAUCCAUAGGCAGGCUGUUUCUCAGUUUAAGAUCACUGAAAUUCAUGUUGCAGGUUUUAAUAAUGGGCUUAAUGAUGACCAAAUUUGGGGCACAAAAAGUCAGCAACAAGCUGGGUCGCGGUGGUUGCUAUCAAGUGGCACGGGGAGGACAAGCAAACGUCCAUUCUCCAAGUCAAACGCCAUCAUAAGAUCAUCCUCACAGUUGAGGAGAAAUAUGCUGCCUAGAGAUGUUUUGUGGAGCAUUUCAUCGGAUUUUCAUACCAGAGAUUCCAAGUUGGCUGCAUCAAAUGCUCAUACACGAAAUGCUGAUAUUAUUUUUCCAACUGAAGGCUGUCCAAAUCUCAGUCAGUUGGAAAUCAAGUUAUAACACCCUAUUUCUAGGCACUGUAUAUUUUCCCCAUUUUGUAUAUGAAGGGAAGAGAUUAAUCGCUCAAUCAUGCUUAUGUAAAAUAGCUAAACAUAGUUUCAUUGCAUAGCAUAAUCUCUAAGCUAUUUCUCUCUAGUAAUGAUAGAUUGACAGUUAACAUU